AUGGAAAACCUCAUCCAAAAGACGAUGCUCUACUCUUGCUCUUCCUUGUUCGGCAUCCCCUUCCUCCUCACCACGCUAAUUGCAAUCAUCCUCGCAGCCACCUUAUUCAUCGUCCGAAACCAUAGAAGAAACCUAUCCACAACCGCCGGUUCAAACUCGCCGCCGGGCCCAUGGAAGCUCCCCAUCAUAGGCAACAUCCACCAGAUGGUCGGCGACCAACCCCACCGCCGGCUCAGGGACCUCGCCCGCAAACACGGCCCCGACGUCAUGCGCCUCCAGCUCGGGGAUCUCUCUUGCAUCGUAAUCUCGACCCCCGAAGCCGCCAAACUCGUCAUGAAAACCCACGACGUAGCUUUCGCUUCGCGGCCCUAUUUCCUGGCCGCGGAGGUGAUCUUCUACGGCAGCAGCAACCUAUGCUUCUCGCCCUACGGAGAGCUCUGGAGGCAGAUCCGCAAGAUCUACGCCCUGGAGCUCUUCAGCGCCAAACGAAUCCAAUCCUUCCGCCGCAUCAGGGAGGAAGAGGUCUCCAAUCUCGUGGCCCGAAUCGCCGCGGGUUCUUCGACGUCAGGGAAGCCCGUGGACCUCAGUCGGAUGCUGCCCACUCUGACGAGUGCCAUAAUUUCCAGGGCCGCAUUCGGUAAGUCGCAGGAGCUGACCGACGCUUUCAUGGUCGUCGUCGAUCAUGGUUCGGAUGUCUUCGGAGGUUUCAGAAUCUCCGAUCUCUAUCCUUCCCUCAAAUGGCUGCCUGCCCUCACUGGGUUUAAAGCUAGGCUGGAGAAGAUGCGCAAGGGAUCGGACUUGAUACUAGAACGAAUUAUCGACAACCAUAAAUCGAGAAGCAAAGGUGGUGAUGAUGAUGAUUAUGAUGGUGACGAAGACAAUAUUCUUGAUAUCCUUCUGACUCUUCAAGAAACUCAGGAGCUUGGCGUUCCCAUCACGAUGAAUGCCAUAAAAGCAAUGACUUUGGAAAUAUUUCUUGCUGGCAUCGAUACGUCAACAACAACGAUAGAGUGGAAUAUAUCGGAAAUGAUAAAGAAUCCAAGAGUACUGCAUAAAGCACAACAGGAGGUUAGGCAGGUGUUUGGUGACGACUGUGAUGAGAAGAACGCUUUCGGCGAAGCUGGCCUUCAUCGGUUGAAGUAUUUGGAUAUGGUUAUCGCCGAGUCGUUCAGAUUGCACCCGCCGGGUCCUUUGCUUGCUCCGCGAGAAAACAGAGAUCAGCGGGUGGAACUGAAUUCGUAUGAUGAGGUCCCGGUCAACAGUUACGUCAUUGUGAAUGCGUGGGCGAUCAAUCGGGAUCCUCGUUACUGGACGGAGGCGGAGCGAUUCUUUCCGGAAAGAUUUAUGGACCGCUCGAUUGAUUAUACGGGGAACGAUUUCCAGUUCAUCCCGUUUGGUGCCGGAAGAAGGAUGUGCCCUGGGAACUCUUUCAGAAUGGCGAUCGUGAAAAUUACUCUGGCAAAUUUGCUUUUUCACUUCGACUGGACGCUUCCCGCGGAACAAAAAAACAUUGAUAUGACGGAAAGCUUUGGAGUGACGCUCAGAAGAAGAUAUCCUCUUCGUCUUAUUCCAACUCCAUAUCGUCACAUUCUUUGAAUGAAGGAAAAUCAAAUGCUAAUAAGGAUGCACAUUGUAUAUGUGUGCUUUCUUUUGUUUAUGUAUGUGUAAUUUCCUUAAUCCUAUCUAUCGUCAGUUGUUUGUGUGUUCUAUUUAUGAACUUUUGUGUGUUUUAAUUUUAUUUUUUAUUUC
Linum tenue is the source of this 1749-nucleotide messenger RNA. The record is from the annotation of a GenBank genome assembly. Lineage: Eukaryota; Viridiplantae; Streptophyta; Magnoliopsida; Malpighiales; Linaceae.